CAACGCAGUGGCAGAGCGGCACGCGCAGGAACAUACGAAAACGGAGGCGCAUCGUGCCGGACCGUGCGAGCAGCGCUCUGUUUGCAGUGUGUGGGCUGGCUUGCGGAUCGCUCUCCCGUGUGCUCCAUCCUCCUGCCUUGUUCGCGCGCGUGAUCGUGCGUGUGUGCUUGGUGUGUGCGUAUACUACUUGUGUGCGCUCCGUGUGUAUGCUCGCCACUGCCGGGGAAUAACGCCGACGGGCCCACGCCAGACUCCCAUUACUGCCCCCCCAUACAGCACCACUGCGGCACUAUGGAUUUACUUCACACCGUCCUGGUGGCCUUUCUGCUCGUCGUAACAGAAUGCAGCGGCGAGCUGUAUCUUCAGCCAGCCAAGACCGAAGUGAGCACGUUCACGCGCGAGAACUUCUUCGUGACGUGCCUGGGCGGCUCCGGCACCGACCAGCACUCUCUGACAUGGACGGGCCCGGACGGCCGCCGCAUCACCGAACUCAGCGGAAGGAUCCAUAUUGAACCGCCUCUACCUGGCCAGUCUGGCCUGAAGAUCGUCGUGGAAGAGGCCUGGGAAUCCGACAAGGGCACUUACACUUGCUCUGCGCCGGCGCAGGCCGACGAAAUCUCCUUCAACCUCAUCGUCUACCGAGCGAUCACCUUCGAAGGCACGCCUCAGCUUCAACAAGGCACCGAAGGCGAAGACUUCACGCUCCAGUGCACCGCCCAAGCUGACCAGAAGCCCGUCGUCUCCUGGACCAGGGACUCCAAGUCCAUCAUUAACAACAAAAAGUACAAGAUGGAAGGCCAGUCUCUGCUCAUCCGCAACCUUUCUCGGCACGACGCCGGUAACUACACAUGCAGCGCUUUCUUAGCCACCUCGCACCUCUCCUCAGUCAAGUCCUUGGUGGUGACGCUGCAAGUCAACUACCCUGCCGAGUGGAAGCAGCCCAUCCAGGACGCGGCCUACUCCAGCGUCGGAGCCAUGGCCGUGCUGCACUGUGAAGCUGGAGGCAUGCCCGAGCCCAGCGUCAACUGGUUCCGUGACGACCAGCUCCUGGAGCCCGACGAGCGCCGACAGAUAGUCGGCAACACGGGCGCGAGCACGCUCAAGAUCAAGGUGACUGAUGUGGCUGACUUCGGGGAGUACAUGUGCCGAGCUCGCAACGACCUGAAUGUACUGGAGCACGUCGUCAAUCUUAAGGAAGGAGAGGCGCCCAAGCCUCCUCGGGUGGCCGUGGUGGACUCCAAGCCGAGCACGCUGGUGCUCAGAAUCGAGCACCCGCGUGACGAGCCCCUCCAAGUGGUGGGCUUUCGCAUCGAGUACAAAACCGACAAGGACUCCAGUUGGGACAGCGCCGAGCACCAGGAGUAUGACACUGGAAAUGGUAUGCAGUAUGUGCUGCGAAACCUGAACCACGACACCAGCUACGCCAUACGCGUGUCGGCGCGCAACGCUGCGGGCUACGGUGAUUUCUCGGACGAGAUCUACCACCGGACCAAGGACCCGCAACACUACACGCAGCCCAACAGCAACGCCGCUGGCGUCGCUCAAAUCGCGCCCGUCCUCGCCUCGCUGAACUGUUUGCUCUUGCUCAGGCUUUAAUGGGCCACUCCGAGGAAAAAGAAAGAAUGAAAUGGGAAGGGGUUAACAUAGAAAAGGGAGUCACAUUUUCUCCCUAUUACCGGAACUUAUUUUUGCUGCCUCUAAAGGACCUUAUCCACGCGGAUGACUGAUAUAGUGGGCAACAGCAAGUGAUGGCGACCUUCAAUUUAAGCCCUCAUUGAGCAUCAUAAUUCUUUGGCUGAAGAAGCUAGGCGCUUUAAUAAGGCAACCGAAGCUGAGUCUUAAAUCGCUUCAACCACAAGCGAUCCAACAUUAUGGAGAAUGAUGGCGAUUAGAGUGACGACUACAAGCUUUUCGUUUGAACAUGAUAACGCUGGAGUGCUGACCUGCGGUAUCAGCUCGCGUAGCAUCGCAGAUUGCGUGCGAUGUGUUCUUUGGUACUUGCUAAGUGGGACAGCGUGCUGUGAUCUCUCACACCAUGAAGUAAUCGGCAACACUAAUGGCGCUUUCGAGUUAAACUAACGAGGGCACUCAGAACUGCUCCGAAAGUGAUCCGAUGGAGGCCUGCGCCAGUAUCGGCAACUUUACUGAGCCUCACGCGAAGAUUACCAGAGAACUUUUAGAGCAGUUCUGAGUGCUUCUUACGGUCUUCAGGAAAGUGCCAUAGAUGCGACUACUUAAGAUAUGAUCCUCAGCUAAUAGGUUGCGGAGAAUCAAGCUUCUGUAUGUGCUCACUGAAGGAUUUUAGGGUCGCACACUUCCAUAGGCAGGCAUGCAGUGCUACAUUUCAGUCGCCCGCUGAGAAAGAGGCAAAAGGUCAGCUAACGAAGAAAACUAUGAAUGUCUGUGACACAUUUCUUGAAAUUUCAAGUCAAGUUCGCUUUUAUUUGUUAGUUUUAGGGUCUUAUUAGUUCUUCUGCAUGAGAGAUUGACAGCUGCAUGUAUAGGACAUUUCACCAAGAGUAUUAUUAGACACUUGUAUGAAAGACGUUUAUUAUUAUUAUUAUUUCAAUCAUCACGAGAGACAUUUUUUACAUUACCAAGUGAUGCACCAAGGCUUUGUUUAGAGUAGCACUUAACAUUGUGUUUCGCACGUUGUCAAGACCUUUAUGUACAUUUGAAUACCAACACUACAGGCUAACUUUCCAGCAACGUAAAAUGAACGACCAAGAAAAUACUGCAUUUAGUAUUCUUUUUGCUUUUCCCGGGAUUCAUGCCGCACUCGACACCACUUUUCAAGUGCUGCGGAGCGCACUGGGCAGUGCACCUUCAUUCUCCGUUACAGUCAUCAGCUUGGACGAAUUUAACAUGUGUGUACGUACGUGUGCGUGUGUUUUCUUGUGCAAAAGAAGUGCUGUUGACUGGAACAGGCUUUUUGCGUUCUUCACCAAGACAAGCGUGUAUGACAGUGUAUACGCCAUAAAAGAAAAAAAAAAUCUCAUUGGUUGUCGUCGAGAAGAGUGUAACUCGUCUUAAAAGUUCGUUGUUCUUUAUGGCUUGUAACCUUGUAGAUGUUCUUCCAUAACACAGAUCUCUCUGUUGUGUACGUGGUUUUUCACACAAGUACAGUUCCCAGUGGUGACCAGCAGCGCCUUGCAAGGAGCUGUGAAACCACCUGCAGCGCGUCACUGUGUGGAAUUUAGGUGUUGGGUGUCGUUCGUGACUUCAUUGCAGAUGUGGGAGGAUUGAACAGAAUCUCCACUUUUCACUGGCAUCCCAAGAAAUGUGCUGUUGUAUCUAGUGUUCUUUAUUUCGUUUCAACAAUCUAUCCCGUAGAACCAGGAACGAGCUGUUAUUUGCUGCCUGCUACCUGCAGAUGUUUUAUUUCACUUGAGGUAGACAACACCGUUCUCAGGUGGGUUUCCUAAGUAGGAAAAAAGAAAAAGCAUCCAUCCUCUUUUUAUGCUGCUUCGGGAGCCAUGAGUGCAUAAAAAUUUUGGAAACAGCUAGCCUUAAUCUCUCCGUGGCGCAACGUGGCCCAUGGAGUGCUGGCGGCGCUCUGUAAUUUGUCACUUGUGCUGACCAUAGACCACAGUAGAGAUAUCGCUGACGUAUUGAAAUCACGCAUGUAUGACACUGUCGUGCCUCCAGAUGGAAGCACUGAUGGUUAUUGCAAAACCAGGCACUUCAGAGCCCCGAUUACAGGUGCGGCUAAGUUAUCUGUAGUUUGGUCUAGGGGUUUCUGCGCUGCAGUGCUCACCACGGGAAAUUCGUUUUCAAAACCCUGUAGAAUUGGGCAUAACACUUGUGGAACUAUGGGCACUUGAAGAAUGUUUUCUUGAGUCUCAGCUUGCACUGAAACAAUGGUGGCUUAAUUUCAUUGCCGCAUUUCCCAGUGCGACAGAUUCGCCGCUCGCGUGAGCGCCCAUCAUUGCUUGAAAACCGGCCUCACUGCAUGACCGUGACGCACGCAAUAGCACGAUGCACGUGCGCUGAAAGGAGCACCGUCUCUGUUACUUUUCGCAUUUCCCUCAAUUCCUGGCCAGCCUGAGAGAGUAUAUAACCAAAGCAACGAACGGUGCGGAAUGCUAGUAACUAUUCACCCCUGAUGAACUUCUGCUCAAGCACUGCUUUCGGGUAUCUGUCACGCAGGGGUGCCCCGAACAGUUAGUUGAUGGGGGCGCCCGUGAAGUGCGAUUAUGUGGUGCCAUCCUUUCGCUAGGGAGUCGGAUCGCUGAACUGCGUGUGGUGCAGGGUCUAUCUGCGAGACAGCCAGGCUUAGAAGCCUGCAAAUACUGGCGGCCGGGAAACCGUUGACCCAGCCUUCUGUAACGAAUGCGGCACUUCUUUUCGUCAGGUGGCUUGCUUUCGCGGAUGUAGGCUUUGAACGCCAUCACUGUGGCCUCCAGAGAGCCAGUUGGCAGAGGCAGUAGGCAGAAACACAACGUGGAACACUGGUACCAGAAAUGCGCAAAGGACAAAACAACUUCGUUUCUGCGCAUAUAUUGAUUGAACUUGUACUCAAUAGUUUGGCAAAUACUUGUUUAGUCAGGUAGCAGUUAGAAAGAAGUUUUAAAGAAAUCAGGUGCAUUGUGGUUGUUGCACCCGUGCGGGUUCUAUAUCCACAAUGCAGCAGAUAUUGAGUCGUCGUCAGUGGAAGUACGUAGCACGUGACAGAGCGGUUGGGAGCCAUGCCCGGGUUUACUUCCGAUGGUUCCGUCACGGGCUGCGUAUUUGAACCGAUGAUGACCUAGUGCAUGCUACAUUGUGAACAUGGAACCCGUAUGGGUCUGAAGACGUUAAUGAACGUUUCAUUUAAACAGUGACCACAACCUUUUUUUUUUUAAUAAUCAACGAACUGUCGGUAAACGCUGUAGCUUGACUCGAAAAUGUACCUCAGUAUUUGUUCCCUGUCUGCCUUAGGGAGCCGACGCAGAAGUUCGAGCUGCUUUCGCGAUAGACAAGUGUAGCUUUUAACUGAUACAACGCAAGAGCUGAGUUAUGUAUCGAACUGCAUCUCAUAGGGAUCAGUCACCGCAGCGUGUUGAAGGCGUUAGUGUUGGUUCUACGGGAGUUGCGCCGCGUCGUUUACUGGUGUUUGAUUCAGGUGUGUUUUAGAGGGUGGGUAAACGUUAGAAACACUUCUAAAAUUGUAACACCGAAAAUAAAGUAAUUCGGCAACUGAAUACAACUGGUUAGGAAAUAGCUAUAUACCUAUUAAGUUUCGAUUGCUUAGGCGUCGUUCCUAGGCAAAUCAAAACGAAAUACAAUGAAUGCCAACAAUAUUUUUUUUUCGUCGUCUGGGCCGAGCUUGUUAUUUUCUGUCUCUCACUAGAGGUGCGGGCGUGGGCGCUUUUGCGUGUAUAAUGUGAAAAUGCUGGAUGUAUAUGUGAUGAUCGCCGGGUGCCGUGUGUUUCGAGGUUGUUGAGGGUUGCAUGCCUAUUUGCUUGUGGGAGCCGACGCGCUGAGCUGCUUCCCAGCUUAGGCGCCGGUGGUGACGCCGCUGUGUGCUCUGCGGAAGUGUUGUUUUCUUAUUUGUUUCUCCGUGAAAGGUGUGUGUGAAAGGCGGCCGCGUGCUUUCUUACGCUGCUUGUCCAAGCAGCGAUGUUUGAAUGUGAACGGGGCUAUAUAGGGGAAAAACAUAUGGGGCCGGCGAAAGCCGAGAACUGAUGUCUCUGGUGCAGAUAUUGAAGAAAAAAAAAAGGAAAAUAUAUUGUUAGUUGUUCUCGCUGUAAAAGCAUGAAGCCGUGAAAAACUGUUUUAUGUGUGUUUCUCAUACUUGUAUAGUGCUGAAAAGGUUUGUAUGCUAUACAUGGCGAUUUAAAAGGUAUAUUAUAUAUAUAUUAUAUAUUACAACUUGGUGACCACCCUUAAGCGUCCCUUUUGCCAGCUGUUCUUGCGUUGUAGCGACCUUCUUUAACGUAUGCCCCCUGUUUUUAGAGACAUUGUUUUAUAGCUUUUAACUUCUUCUUUAGCCAUCUCUUGCCUGUAGAUGUCUCGCUUCUGUUUUACACAUGCAUGUAUAUCUCUUCAGGUGCCAAUUUGACUGUCUGUAUACAUUCCCGACAUGAGCAGUUUGUUUCAGACUUAAGUAUUUGCGCCUUUUUCUUGUCAAAUUUUGUGUUCCGUGACCUUUAAUUUUACUUUGCCUCGCAGUAUUGUGCCUUCGUUCGAGCUUCUUCAACGAAGUCUUGUAGAAAUCCUGGCCACAAUUUUUCGCGGUGCAUAGCUGUUACUUUCGGAAUGAUGUAUACAUCUAUGUGUUAUGUAAAUAAACAUGUCUCUCAAAGA
Messenger RNA from Dermacentor andersoni, 6288 nucleotides. Its product is annotated as neural cell adhesion molecule 1-like. Gene Ontology annotation, cellular component: axon; neuronal cell body; plasma membrane. The record is from RefSeq and is a predicted model, not a curated record. Gene Ontology annotation, biological process: synapse organization; homophilic cell-cell adhesion. NCBI's taxonomy places the organism in Eukaryota, Metazoa, Arthropoda, Arachnida, Ixodida, Ixodidae. Gene Ontology annotation, molecular function: protein binding; axon guidance receptor activity.